Molecule: messenger RNA, 871 nt
Organism: Xiphophorus hellerii (green swordtail)
Lineage: Eukaryota; Metazoa; Chordata; Actinopteri; Cyprinodontiformes; Poeciliidae
Product: golgin subfamily A member 6-like protein 7
Exons: 3
Source: RefSeq, a predicted model, not a curated record
UCCAUGAGCUACAGCUGAAAUCGCUCAAUCAGCUGUUGGACAUUUUAUAAUAUCUAAAUCUUUAUUUUUCCUGUAAAGGAUGGAGAACAACAGGGAUGAAGACUCUUCUACAGUCAAUGUCAACAAUGGCAAACGUCCUCUUAAUACUGAAGAAGUGGAAUCAUCAGCACUCCGGCUCUCUUCUCUGUUGUUGCUGUGUUUGGGGUUGCUUUGUGUCAUACUGACUGCAAACAUCGUCUACAUGAGUUUCACGACGACCACUCAGCAGGAAAAUAUCACAAGCCUUGCAACAGAAAAAAAGCAGCUGAUUAAGGAACGAAAAAUUAUGGAGAAAAAGAUUGAGGAGGUGAUCCGAGACAGACACUUGAGCCAAGUAAGAGCGAGGCUUACCCGAGAGAGGCUUACUCAAGACAGAGAGAAGCUGAGCAAUAAGAUAGAGGAGCUUAACAAAGAGAGAGACGAGCUGAGCGAAGAGAAAGAGGAGGUGAACAAACAGAAAGAGGAGCUGAGCCGAGAAAGAAACAAGCUGAAGUAUAAGACAGAGAAGCUGAAAGAAGAGAGAGAGGAUGUGAGUAAAAAGAAAGAGGAACUGAGCAAAGCGAAAGAGGAGCUGAGCAAAAAGAAAGAAGAGCUGAGCAAAGAGAAAGAUAAGCUGAGCAAAGAUAGAAAGGAGUUGAGUAAAGAGAAAGAGGAGCUGAGAAAAAAUACAAACGAGCCAAGCAAAGGGAAUGAGGAUCUCAGAAAAGAGAAAGAGAAACUGAGCAAAGAGAAAAAGGAGCUGACAAAAGAGAAAGAUGAGCUGAAUAAAAACAAAGGUGAGCUGAGCAAAGAUAAAGAAAAACUAAGCAAAGACAAAAAAGAACUGAGCAAA